ACACAUACUUAGAUUGAUAUGUAAAUUAUAAAAUUUAAAAUCUUUCAUGUAAACCUUUCAUAAUUUAUAAAAAAUUAACAAAUGAAAUGAAAAUUGAAAUAUUGUUCUUGUUAUUCGUAAUACUGGGUGAUUUAAGAAUAAUAAAUGUUUAUUAAAGGUAUAAUCAAAUAAUGAAUUAUUUAAAUAAUUUGAUAGGCACUGCAGUGGCUGGUGAUUCUAGUUUACAAUUGAAUAAUGUUGAGAUAUUAUAUACUAAAGUACAAAGAGUUUAUAUGAAACCACAACAUAAUGAAGAGCGUCAACGAGAAUUAAGAGUUAAUGUAGAAAUUCAUGCAGGUAUUAGUCCUGUAUGUCGGAAGAGUUUAUGCGUUUUGUUAGCAGAUGAUGAUGAUCCUUGUUUUCUUUAUUCUUUAUUUAUCACAGAAGAUGAUUUUAAAAUUUUAAAGUCUCAACAAGGACUAUUAGUAGAUUUUGAUAAUUUUGCAACUCAAUUAAUAUAUUUAUUAGAACAAUGUAUACCUUCCACAAAUGUAUCAAAAACACCACCAAAAUUUUUAUUGCUAUUAGCAGAAGAAAGUGGAGAAUGGAUUUUCAAAUUAGUUGAAACAAAUAAUUUCAAACAUUUAUGUCAUUUAAGCUUAAAUAUAUCACCUGCAAGUGAUUCAGAUUUAAAAACACAUAUGGCUAUGAAAAUUAAACAAUUGAAAGAAAAUAUUUUACAACAAAACAGAGAUACACUUACACUUGAAACAAGACUGAAUGACUUGUCAAAUAAAGUAGAAACAAAAACAAAAGAAUUGGAACAAUUGGAACAAAAAUAUAUGGCAGAAAAGAAUCAAAUCCAAAUAUUUUCAUCAGAGCAAAUAAGCCUUGAAAAAGAUAGAUUUGCUAAAGCACAACUAGAAUGGCAAUGUCAAAAUGAAAAAGAAAAAUUAGAAGUGGAACGUAAACAUACAGAAAUUAUAAAACAACUUCAUACUGAACUUGCAGAAUUACGUACACAAAAUGUAACAUACAAAGAUAAAUUAUCUCUUCUUGAAGCAACUAAUAUAGAACAAUUUAAACAGUUGCAAACUCUUGAGAAAGAACUUAAUGUUACUCAAAGAGAUUUAAAUUUAUUAAAAAAACAAAAUUCUAAAUUGGAUACAGAUUAUCAUGAAAAAGAUAAAUCAGUAAAUAGUUUAAAAACAAAAGUUGCUGUACUUGAACAAGAAUUAAAAGAUAAAAGUAUACUUAUUAAUAAACAUACAGAAAUGUUAAAAACUGCCAAAGAACAGAAACAAUAUCUUGAAGAUCUUUUAACUGAGAAAGAAGGUCAGUUACAACGUAAACAAAAUUCUUUACGAAAUUUAAGUGAUGAAUUAGUCAAAGCUAAUGAAAUACUAACAAAAUUACAAAAUGAACUUGCUUCAACAAAAUCUAAAUUAAAAUUACGAACUAGUAUAGCACUUGAACAAGAAAGAUUAUUAGACACUAAACAAAAAGAAGUUGGCCAGUUAGAAAAUAAAAUGGAAAAUUUAAUAAAAGAAAUAGAAGAUGCAAAAACAGAGAUUGAAAAUUUAAAAGAACAAGUCAAAACUCAACAAACACAAUUAGAAGAAAAAGAAAAAAUAAUAAAAAAUAAUGAUAAUGUGAUAAGUUGGCUAAAUCGACGAUUAGCAGAUAGUCAAUCUCCAUUACAAAAUGUUACUGUAGCAGCACCAAUUACGAUACCAUCUUCCAUUCAAUUAACAUUACCUAGAACAAAUAAGUUAAUUAGCAAUAAAUAUGAAACACGUACACCUGCAUCCAAUACAAUACAAACAAAUACAUUAUCCGGAGUGCCACUAAGAAAUCCUAUUGUACAAAAUCCAAAUAUUAAUCAAACUUUACGUAUAGCAGCACGGUCAAUGAGUGUUGGUAUUACUGAUAAUACCACAGGUAUAUCAACAUUUAAUAAAAGUGGUCAAAUCUCGAGUACUAGUACACCUAUGGAACGUAUUAAUUCUUUAAAUAAAAUAUCUGGAAGUGCUGCAGCUUCUUCAAUGCCAGUUAUUAUAGAAAAUAAUAAUUUAUCUGUACCAUCAAAUGGUACAAAGACAAAAAGUACAAGUGUUAUUCAACAAAGUGGAUUAAGAAGAGCAGGUUUGUCUGAUAAGCCAAUUUUGCCAUCUGCAUAUUUUCCUAAAACCUUACAUUGAUUAAAUAUAUGUACAAUUAAGAUUUUUAGUAAAAUAAUAACAUAUACAUAUCAAAAUUGUAAUAUUAUCUUAUAAAAAUAUC
Molecule: messenger RNA, 2262 nt
Organism: Apis dorsata (giant honeybee)
Lineage: Eukaryota; Metazoa; Arthropoda; Insecta; Hymenoptera; Apidae
Gene: Sas-6
Product: spindle assembly abnormal protein 6 homolog
Exons: 4
Coding region: 171-2180 (669 amino acids)
Biological process (GO): centriole replication
Cellular component (GO): centriole; centrosome
Source: RefSeq, a predicted model, not a curated record